Molecule: messenger RNA, 5131 nt
Organism: Nothobranchius furzeri (turquoise killifish)
Lineage: Eukaryota; Metazoa; Chordata; Actinopteri; Cyprinodontiformes; Nothobranchiidae
Gene: fsd1l
Product: fibronectin type III and SPRY domain containing 1-like
Molecular function (GO): protein binding
Source: RefSeq, a predicted model, not a curated record
GAGGCUGAUGAAACCUGCAGGGUGGUGGGGCUGUGGACCAGGAUAAGGGCCUCAUGGUUUUGUAUGGGUGCUUGGAAAGUUUGAUUUCUGUAUGAAGUCCUUGAGAGUCUUACAGCAGAGGUUUUCAGUGAUAAAUGACCCGCUGUUGUAUAGCGCCUUCCAGAGUCCGUGUAUCAUCCACCCAAUGGUGGUGAUGAGCUACCAUGGAGCUACAGCUGCCCUGGGGCGCACCGACCACCACCAGCAGUUACGGUGGGGUAAGAGUCUUGCCCAAGGACACAACAGCAGCAUUCUCUGGAGCCGGGAUUGACCCUGCAACCUUCUGGACAACCCGCUCCACCUGUUGAGCUGCUGCUGUUUCGAUAAGGAGCAGUCCGUAGGAUUUGACAUACUUUCAUGUUGAAGGCAGAAAGUGUCCUGAGUGGCUCCGGUUCUUUACACCAACAGCUGCUGACAGCUAUGCAGAAAAUCCAUUGGAUGACCCGGUGCCUAGCAGUGCAUGACUCGGGUGAUAGCAGUAGACCGGGUUGGUGCCUGCUGGACUGAACCAAAUCUGCCUGUAGGAGUCUCUAGAAACCGCUCUGACAGGUGAGUGGGCGUGCUACUGGUCAGCUGUGGUGGUGGGAUGUUGGUUCCUGUCUUUAUUAAAGUUCUGCUUCUCUGUAAUAAAACGGUUCAAACACUAACUUAAGUUUCUGGGGCCUGGUGGUCAGGGACCCUGUGGAGCCUAGGCUCAUCCCACCUGUGUGUGAAAGGAUGAAGGACUGUAAAGGUCUUUGGGGUCCUCUGACUCAACCACUGGGACGUACUUGCCUUCUUGUUUUAUUGGUAAUAUUUUACAGCUUCUUGGCUUGUGCAAUAAGGUUAAUGUGAAUCUCGCUUGUUAAAUAAAGAUGAAGCUGGUUUGCAGCUCCUACAGGAAAUACAUGGACAAAGACCUUUAUUUUGAUAGGCUAUACAGGAAGUGAUGCGUAGCCGCUCUGUGACGUAGGCGCUGGUGUGUCCUCUCGUUCCAGUAUCGGUGAUGGAACACCAGAAGGAAGCUCUGCGACGCAUCAUCAGCACAUUAGCCAGUAAGAAUGAGGAGCUUCAUCACUUCCUGGAAUCAGUCGAUAACACUGUGGCAGGCCUGCAGGAGGAGUCUUGUAAAGUGAUGUCAGAGCUGGAGGAGGAGCUUGAGAAGCUAAGCUCUGCGCUGAAGGAAAGAGGAGCUGAACUGGGAGACAUCAUCAAUAAAGAGAAGCAGAGAAAGGAGGCGGAGCUUGAGCGACAGCUUUUGGAGGGAAGGAAUGCUCUUCUGUCCUGUGAGGAGCUGCUGGAGUUCGCAAAUCAAACACUGUCCGUUACCAACGAAGAAGAAUUUUUCACGGCAGCAAAACAAAUCAAAGAGCGGGUAACAAUGGCUCCAGCAUUCCGUUUGACUACUCGGCCGAUGGUUUCAGAGAACAUGUCCCAAUAUACUGUUGACUUCAGCACAGAAAGGGCGGGGCUUCAGCGCCUUUACUUCCUGCCAGUUCCUGGAUCUCCAGAGAUUGACACAUCACGAUGUGCUGUCCGCGAUAACGCCAUCACUGUAGCUUGGCAACCGAUCGGUGAGACAGCUGAAGACGGCGGACCAAUUGAACGCUAUGAACUGGAAUACAGAAAAACAAACUGUGACAACCCGCUGAGAGUCACAGGAGCAUGCUGGGAAAAAAUCUGUGACAUUAGAAAUACAGAGGUCACGAUCUCAGGUCUGAAAUUUGAUACACUGUUCGUUGUUGUUCGAGUUCGAGCAAGAAACAAAGCAGCUGCUGGAGAGUUUUCAGAGCCUGUUGCCAUGGAAACCAGAGCGUUUAACUUUGGCUUUGAUGCUGCAACGGCUCACGCUGAGCUGAAGGUUCAGGGCGACACGAUCACCUGGGAACCGCAGGGGGUCAAAGGUCAUGAGGCGCGCCUUCGAAGCAAGGACAAUAAAAGCAGCAGAGGCUCCACUCCAUCUCCACAUAAGACGGCAGAAAGUCGAGUCAGACGUGAGCGAUUUGCCGGAGAGUCGUACACGGUGCUAGGUGAUCAGGACAUGAAUAAGGGCUGUUACUACUGGGAGCUCCGCCCCCUGGAUGAUUGGAAGUCAUUGAGUGUGGGCGUGGCCUAUCGGGGCAACUUGGGGCGAUUUGACCAGUUAGGGAAAAGUGCUGGUUCGUGGUGUCUGUUUGCCAGCCAAUGGCUGCAGAGUUCACUUGCUGCCAAGCACAACAACCGGGCAAAGGCGCUGGACUGGCAGCUGCCGCGGCGAAUCGGAAUCUACUGCGACUAUGACCACGGAGAUCUGCUGUUUGUUGACGUUGAUCGACUUUGUCUUCUGCAUAGCUUCAAAACAAAGUUUGUCCAGCCGCUCGUCCCUGCUUUCACUGUGUGGUGUGGCAGUAUUACCAUAGCAACUGGGCUGCAGGUGCCGAGCUUUAUGGGAACCUUCCUGGAAACCCAUCGCACCCCGUCUCAGUAGAAAUUGGUGAAUUACUGGUCUGAUGUCAGCAUGGCGGAGUCAUCCGUUCAUAAAUGUUUUACUGUAAAUCUUUAAAAUCUGUCAGAAACAUGUAUUCUGUAAAUUUUCACACAUUUAACAGGAAAUACAGUAAUAUUGUAUUUAUUUGAACCAGCAGGACUUAUUGUUAAAUUUUAGUCAGUUGUUUUUUGUAAACGUAUUGUGGAGCAUGGACGUAAUUUUCACUUUAGAAGUGGGGGUGGGGUGGGGGGGGGGGAUCUUUACAGUAUGUUCUAAUAGGAAACAGGCUUCAACGUAAACGGUUGUUUUCUGCUUGGUCCUAGAGCUCAACCAGUGCCCAUUUAAUAUAGCGUAAUGUUUUCGGAUGGUAAAAAGUGCAGGGGUCAAAACUUGACUUCGGAAAAAGUGGGGGGGGGACAUGUCCCCCCCCCCCCCAAAUUACGUCCAUGUUGUGGAGGAAUGUGUCCGUCUACCCGUCAAACUUCUAGUACCAAGCAUUUCUAGUUUUUAAGAGUUAAAACAGCAAUAAAUGUCAAAUAAACUCAAAUGUUUUAACAAAUCUGUCGAUCUCUUAUGAUGAUGACACACUUUUGGAGUCUAUAGGGCCACCUGUCACCACAGCUGAAGACAAAUCAGCACAAAGUCACAAAAUCUAUUUCUCUACAAGGACCUAAUAAGUAUCCAUCCAUCCGUUUUCGGCCACCUAUCUGGAGUCGGGGUGUUGGGGCAGCAGCCUAAGCAGGGAGGCCCGGACUUCCUUCUCCCAGCCACCUGAAAGACAUCCCUCCAGCGGGUCCUGGAUCUUCCUUUAGGGCUUGUCCUCACCAGGAGGCAUCCUGACCAGACGCCCGAGCCACCUCAGCUGGCUGGCCCCUCUCAACGUGGAGGAGCAGCGGGUCUACUCCAAGCCCCUCCCGGAUGACCGAGCUUCUCACCCUAUCUCUAAGGGAGAGCCCAGCCACCCUGCAGAGAAAACUCAUUUCGGCCGCUUGUAUCCGCAAUCUCGUUCUUUUGGUCACUACCCAAAGCUCAUGACCAUAGGUGAGGGCAGGAACGUAGAUCGGCCAGAAAAUGGAGAGCUUCGCCUUUUGACUCAGCUCUCUCUUCACCACGACAGACCGGUACAACGCCCGCAUCACUGCAGAUGCAGCUCCAAUCCGCCUAUCGAUCUCACGCUCCAGUUUUCCCUCACUCGUGAGCAAGACCCCGAGAUACAUGAACCCCUCCACUUGGGGCAGGACCUUUUAUUACGAUAUGAUUGUAAUAACUUAAGAGUCAUUUUAUGAGCCAGACAAGAUAACUACCACAGGAUAAGUUAGGAAUGUCAGCACCACCGUGUCAGAGUGGCAUGACCGUGUAAGUAUGGUCUAAGUCAGAAAGUUAACUUCUGGUCAUUGUAAUGAAAUACGUGGCCUUUUUGGUACGAUACAAGAGCAUUUUUCCACAUAAUUACAAAUCCUACAGUUAUAGAAACAGGAGAAUUAAAACGGGUCGAGUGUCGAAACCUUAAGUCUAUGCUGUUAAAUAUUUAGGACCCUGUAAUAGAUCCGCCUGGCCUGCCAGACUCGUCGUCUACAAAGAGAAGUAGUCUGGUCCCUCACAGGCAGAAGAACAGCUGAUGAAGACUGCGGUCGCCGGUGGAAACGUGUGGAGGUAAACCGACAACACAACCUCACUAAGCCUUCCCGUUUGUGAUGGUCAGGUCCGACUCGUGACCUGUUACAUUGGUCUGAUGUCUAAAAACAAACAAGUCAUUAAUCCAAAAGGACUUUAAAAGCUGUUCCUGAUGCAGAAAAACUUUCAUAUCUGAUUCUGUCACAGAGUAGCCAGUUUGAGCCAAUCACAGUUCACUUUAAUGUCAUUUCUCUACAAACAGGAAGUCACAAGAUCACAAACAAGUGGAUCUAAAGCAUUUCUGUGUUUCAGGAUUCACGUGAAUUACACGAGGGGCCGUUCCGCAGUACUCACAGAUAUUUCAGACAGAAUUUACAGACAGAUUUCCUUUGAAGCAUAAAUACUUUUUACACAUCGACACAAACAGAAGAGGAGGAGGGGCAGGAGCCAGAUGUCGGCCCCGCCCCCUUCAGCCCGCCACACGGUAGUUGGAAUGAAACUCCGGCUUGAUGUCGCAGACGUGACGCAGCAACUCAUUCAGCACAAUCUCACGGUUACCACGGUAACUCUCCUGGAUACGAGCCAUUUUCUCAGCUGUGUCACGGUCCACUUCCACUGCACUGUUACCAUGGGAACCAAGAGCCUGGGAGGGGCGGAACCAGGAGAGAUUUAGGACAGGAAGCUAGACCACAAAAAGACUAAUGGGGGUGUACUGACUGCUGCCUCCUUGGUCUUGAACUCCUUCUCCCUCUGCAGGCGGUACUGUUCGAUCUCUGCCUGCGCCUCCUCCUUGGCCUGCUUCAGGCGCCGGUUCUUACCUGCACAGGUCACAUGACAUGACAUCACACCAUGACACUGCACUAGUAGAUCACAUCUAAAUUAAUUCAGACAUAAGAACAGAUGUAAGUUCUCUACAGAGACAGUGAUGUGUAAAAACAGCACCAGGACGUUUGUGGACACAGGUGACAUCUAUGCCAAUAGGCCACAAUCCCAGGGGGGGACAUGUCCCCUCUGGCAUAACGUUGUCCCCCC